Hipposideros armiger (great roundleaf bat) is the source of this 2625-nucleotide messenger RNA. It is a transcript of the gene UTP14A, whose product is annotated as UTP14A small subunit processome component. Gene Ontology annotation, biological process: rRNA processing. The coding region runs from base 55 to 2460 and encodes 801 amino acids. The transcript is spliced from 15 exons. Gene Ontology annotation, cellular component: nucleolus; small-subunit processome. Lineage: Eukaryota; Metazoa; Chordata; Mammalia; Chiroptera; Hipposideridae. The record is from RefSeq and is a predicted model, not a curated record.
UCUCCAGUUACUCUCACGCCUAGGGCGGGUCGGAAGUGACGGGACUUGUAGCGCAUGAUUGGUGGAAGCAGAAAGUGCUUUGCGGCCGCCCGGAGAUUGCUUCCCUUUGGGCUUCCGCUCCUGGCCCAUGUGAAACAGGCUGCUGAGAUGAGCGCGAUUCUGGCUGCGGAGAGCCUUCUGGCUUUAUGUGAACAGGAAGAACUAGAGGAUUUCCCAAAAGAAUCCCCCAUGAGCACCAGUGAAGAUGAGGGGGACAGUGAUGGAGAACGAAAGCAUCAAAAACUUCUGGAAGCAAUCAGUUCCCUUGAUGGAAGGAAUAGGCGGAAAUUGGCUGAGAGAUCUGAGGCUAGUCUGAAGGUGUCCGAGUUCACUGUCAGUUUGGAAGGAUCAGGAGAAAGGCUAUUCCUUUCGGAUCUGCUUGAGCCCGUUAAAACUUCGUCCUCAUUGGCCACUGUGAAAAAGCAACUGACUAGAAUCAAAUCAAAGAAGACUGUGGAGUUGCCCCUUAACAAAGAAGAGGUGGAGCGUAUCCACAGAGAAGUGGCCUUCAAUAAAACCUCACAGGCCCUCUCCAAAUGGGACCCCAUUGUUCUGAAGAACCGGCAAGCAGAGCAGCUGGUGUUUCCCCUGAAGAAGGAGCAGUCAGCCUUUGCCCCCAUUGAGCAUGUGGUCAGCGGCUGGAAGGCAAGAACUCCCUUGGAGCAGGAAAUUUUCAACCUCCUCCAUAAAAACAAGCAGCCAGUGACAGACCCUUUACUGACUCCCGUGGAAAAGGCCUCUCUCAAAGCCAUGAGCCUGGAAGAGGCUAAGAUGCGCCGAGCAGAGCUUCAGAGGGCCCGGGCUCUGCAGUCCUACUAUGAAGCCAAGGCUCGAAGAGAAAAGAAAAUCAAAAGCAAAAAGUAUCACAAAGUUCUGAAGAAAGGAAAGACAAAGAAAACCCUCAAAGAGUUUAAGACGCUGCAGAAGGUCAAUCCUACUGCAGCACUGGAAGAACUGGAAAAACUCGAAAAAGCCAGAAUGAUGGAGCGAAUGAGCCUUAAGCACCAGAACAGUGGAAAAUGGGCAAAGUCAAAGGCAAUUAUGGCCAAAUAUGACCUGGAGGCUCGCCAGGCUAUGCAGGAACAGUUGGCCAGGAACAAAGAACUGACGCAGAAACUCCAGGUGGCUUCCAGGAGUGAAGAAGAGGAGGGUAGUAUAGAGGAAGAGGGUGACCUCCUUGUCCCUGAUGCCGUGAAUGAAGCACAGAUGACUGCAGAUGGACCGAACCCCUGGAUGGUCAGGAAUCACUCCAGUGACAUGAAAGAUGCCGAAAUCCAGAAGGACACCGAACAACUUCCAGAGCCUGUGGCCAGUGAGGAUUCUGAAAGUGAGGGAGAACAAAAAACAGUCGCGGAGGAAGAAAUUUUGUUGAAAGAAUUUGAGGAAAGGCGAUUGCUUAGGGAGAAGUCUAGGCUCAACCAGGACACUGAGCCAGUGGGCAGACAAAAAACAAAAGAUUCUAGCAGCCAGGAGGUGCUGUCUGAAUUGAGGGCUCUAUCUCAGAAACUCAACAAGGAAAACCAUCAGUCCAGGAAGCAAAAAGUGAGUUCAGCGAGGACAGUUCUGCCAAUCCAGAGAGAGGGACCUGCUGGGGAAGAGGAGCCCCUGUUGCUGCAGAGGCCGGAGAGAGCAGAGAUACUGGAAGAGCUAGACGAGCUGGGCGAAGAAGGAUGCUUUCACAAUAAGGAGCUUCCCAGACCUGCUUUAGAAGGACAGAAGUUGGAGAUGAACCCAGAUAAUCAGCCUGGUGCCCCCGUGGAGAAAAAUAAGGAGCAAAUGAUUGACCUACAGAACAUCCUAACCACAAAAUCUCCCUCUGUGAAGUCUUUGGCAGUCCCCACAACAGUAGAGUUGGAAGAUGAACAGGAGAGAGAUCAAAAGCAAGUGAUAAAGGAAGCUUUUGCUGGGGAUGAUGUCAUCAGAGACUUCUUGAGAGAGAAGAGGGAAGCUGUGGAGGCGAGUAAGCCAAAGGACAUGGACCUAACUCUGCCCGGCUGGGGCGAGUGGGGUGGUGUGGGCCUGAAGCCCAGUGCCAAGAAGAGACGCCGGUUUCUCAUUAAAGCCCCUGAAGGUCCUCCCAGAAAAGACAAGAAUUUGCCAAACGUGAUUAUCAACGAGAAACGAAACAUCCAUGCAGCAGCUCACCAGGUGCGGGUGCUUCCGUAUCCAUUCACCCACCAUCAACAAUUUGAGAGGACCAUCCAGACCCCUAUAGGAUCUACAUGGAACACCCAGAGGGCCUUCCAAAAGCUGACUACGCCCAAGGUUGUCACCAAGCCAGGCCAUAUAAUUAAGCCUAUAAAAGCAGAAGAUGUGGGCUACCGAUCUUCCUCAAGGUCGGACCUCUCUGUCAUACAGAGGAAUCCAAAACAACUCUCCAUACGUCACAAAAAACAUUUGAAGAAAAUCUCUAAAGAUUGAGUUGCUGUGAAGGAGUGACAUAUUGGUGCCCAGAACCAGGAGCCCCAAUUGCUCCUUCAUUGGCCCAGUUUUACUCUGAGCUGCAGGAUCAAUUCCAAAACUGGCUUAUCACACUGUGUGUAUAGUUAAGCCACAUUUAAAAAAUAAAGCCUUGUAUCUAUUUAA